Molecule: messenger RNA, 3486 nt
Organism: Nyctereutes procyonoides (raccoon dog)
Lineage: Eukaryota; Metazoa; Chordata; Mammalia; Carnivora; Canidae
Gene: MGRN1
Product: mahogunin ring finger 1
Exons: 18
Coding region: 175-1836 (553 amino acids)
Biological process (GO): protein ubiquitination; endosome to lysosome transport; negative regulation of G protein-coupled receptor signaling pathway
Cellular component (GO): cytoplasm; plasma membrane; nucleus
Molecular function (GO): ubiquitin protein ligase activity
Source: RefSeq, a predicted model, not a curated record
GCGGAGGGCCGCCGUGGCGUCGGGCCCCCGGCCGAGCUGGGGGUUGGGGCUCCGAGGCCGAGGAGCCCGCGGCCGUGGGCGAGCGUCCGUGUGGCCUGGUCCGGGCCAUGUCCGCGUGAGGACGCCGCCGCCCCCCGCGUCCCGGCCCCGGCCCGGCCCGGCCCGCCGCGCACCAUGGGCUCCAUCCUCAGCCGCCGCAUCGCGGGCGUGGAGGACAUCGAUAUCCAGGCCAACUCGGCCUAUCGCUAUCCCCCGAAGUCCGGAAACUACUUUGCCUCGCACUUUUUCAUGGGAGGCGAGAAAUUUGACACUCCCCACCCUGAAGGUUACCUCUUUGGAGAAAACAUGGAUCUGAAUUUCCUGGGCAAUCGUCCAGUACAGUUUCCGUACGUCACCCCCGCCCCGCAUGAGCCUGUGAAGACACUUAGGAGCCUGGUGAACAUCCGAAAAGACUCCCUGCGGCUUGUAAGGUACAAAGAUGGUGCCGACAGCCCCUCCGAGGACAGCGAGAAGCCCCGCGUCCUCUACAGCCUGGAGUUCACCUUUGAUGCCGACGCCCGGGUGGCCAUCACCAUAUACUGCCAGGCGGCGGAGGAGUUCCUAAACGGGACGGCCGUGUACAGCCCCAGGAGCCCCGCCCUGCAGUCCGAGACCGUCCACUACAAGAGAGGGGUGAGCCAGCAGUUCUCUCUGCCCUCCUUCAAGAUUGACUUCUCCGAGUGGAAAGAUGACGAGUUGAACUUUGACCUGGACCGAGGUGUGUUUCCAGUGGUCAUCCAGGCCGUGGUGGAUGAAGGAGACGUUGUGGAAGUGACUGGCCACGCCCACGUGCUCUUGGCCGCCUUUGAAAAGCACGUCGAUGGCAGCUUCUCUGUGAAACCUUUAAAGCAGAAGCAAAUUGUGGACCGGGUCAGCUACCUGCUGCAGGAGAUCUACGGCAUCGAGAACAAGAACAACCAGGAGACCAAGCCCUCGGACGAGGAGAAUAGCGACAACAGCAACGAGUGUGUGGUGUGCCUGUCGGACCUGCGGGACACGCUGAUCCUGCCCUGCCGGCACCUCUGCCUGUGUAACUCGUGUGCGGACACGCUGCGCUACCAGGCCAGCAACUGCCCCAUCUGCCGGCUGCCUUUCCGGGCCCUUCUGCAGAUCCGGGCAGUGAGGAAGAAGCCGGGAGCCCUGUCCCCCGUCUCCUUCAGCCCUGUCCUGGCCCAGAGCAUGGACCACGAUGAGCAUUCAUGUCCCUUUAAAAAAUCAAAGGCGCACCCCGCCUCACUGGCCAGCAAGAAACCUAAAAGGGAAACAAGUUCUGACAGCGUCCCACCUGGCUACGAGCCCAUCUCCCUGCUGGAGGCGCUCAACGGCCUUCGGGCCAUCUCCCCAGCCAUCCCGUCAGCCCCCCUCUAUGAGGAGAUCACCUACUCAGGCGUCUCGGAUGGCCUGUCCCAGGCCAGUUGUCCACUUGCUGGGAUCGAUCGAAUCCUGGAAAGCAGCCACCAGAAGGGCAAGCCGAGGAGCAGAUCCCCUGACAGCACCCUGCGGUCUCCGUCGUCCCCCAUCCAUGAAGAGGAUGAAGAGAAGCUGUCCCAGGACUCGGAUGCCCCUCCCCCGCUGAGUGGGGCGGGCCUGGCGCUCAGCAGCUCCCCCGAGAGCUUCGUAACGGAGGAGGCGGACGAGGCAGCGGCAUUAAAGCAAGGGAGCCGAGUGCCGUCCAUCGAGAAUGUCCUACAGGACGGCAGCCCUGAGCCCUGCAGCCAUGGCCAGCCCCGCCUGCCAGCUGAUAUCUACCUGCCAGCCCUGGGGCCUGACUCCUGCUCUGUUGGUAUAGAGGAGUAAGCUGGAUGGUCCACCUCCAUGGAGCUGCCCCACAGCCUCCGUACCACUGGCCCACCCCGGCCUGUGCUUGGUGGCCCCAGUCCUGACCCUGGGGCCACUGAGCUGACCCCACUCUGAGAGCCUGGCCAGGCUGGCGGCGUGGAGCGCCUAGCUCCCCAGACUCUGCUGAGGGGCCACCAGAUUCCAACGUGACCCCUGGCCUCUCCAGUCUUGCACGCUCUGCGUGGCCACUGGCUCCAAGGGGCCAUCCGACCCUUGAUUGAAGAGCACCUUGGACGGUCUCCUCUGACAAAUUCCUUUUUCUACAGUCGAUGUAUUUGUAAAUGGUACAAGAUGAAGGACAGCAGCUUUCUGUUCUGGGGUCUCCCCUGCCCGCCCCGUUGGCUGAGUGGCCGGGCCUGGGGGCUGACCACCCACCUGCAGCCUGGAUCAGCUUCUCCGAGCACCCCAGCUGUUGGGGCCCUGACAUCCCAAGAACUCAACCCAAAUUCUCAGAAGAAAAGUGUAUUGGUGGGUGAGGAGUUAUCCUCCCGGGAGAUGUCACAGGGGCCUUGUUGCUGGAAGACGGAAGGAAGUGGGGGCUGAGUCACACUCAGUGAAGGAAACAGUGCCUGUCCCCAACCCCCUGCGCGCGCCUGUGUCCUUGGCAGCCUGUCUGUGCCCUCUGCUGCUGCUUCCCCUUCCCAGGCCAGUCGGGGGCGGGGCUGCCCCCCAAACUCCCCCACCCCCCGACCCAGGGGCACAGGCGCUGAACACAGGCCGUCUGCCGCCGUCGGUGGCAGAGCGCCCGACCCUCUCUUUCCCGCACCUUCUCUGAAGCGGCAGUGCCCACGUGGCAGGUCCCUCUGCUGGGCUAGUGCCCCAGGGAGGGAUCUGAGCAGUCCCCGCUCCCUCUUUACCCCUGGAACGUUACUUGGUUUCUCUUUGACCUAGCCUGUCUGGGGUCCCCUUGGUGGACCUGCCUGGGGGAGGCACAUGGCACAUCCCAUCUGAGGUGACCUCGCUUUUGUUUUUAAAGCAAAACUUCUUGGGCAACAGACAGGUGAAGGGGGCAGCCAGCCUGGCGCAGCGGGUGAGCAGCUGCCCCGCAGGGACCUUGGCCGGGUGGUUGGGGCUGCACAGCUCCCUGGGGCGGGGAUGCAGAGGGCCACUUCCUCAGGAGCCUCCCUGGGAAGGACAGGUUUGGGGCAGCCAGCAGUCCGCGGGGUCCUGUGCCCCGCCCCAGCACCCUCCCUGUGGCUCGUCCGGCUGGGUGCCAGGGAGAAACCAGCAGGAGAGGACUCGUCUUCUCUCCAGGGGAGCCUGGGAGCAGAGCGCUGCCUACCCGCAGCUCUCCGGGCUCAGGCCAGCUCUUCCCCACCACUCGUACCCCACCUCCCCGCCUGCGUAUAUGCUGGGGGCACACGCCCGAGUGCACGCCCCAAGUGCAGGCCCAUGCGUGGGCUGACCGUGCCCGCGCCCCCCCCCCCCAGCUCCUCCCCCGCCAACCCCGGCCUCUCGCCCUUGGUAUUGGUGCCGGUAAUCUGUUUGAAGGCCGGGAUGCAGACUGGCCCGUCUUGGACUACAUGUGCUAUCAUUUGACGUACUCUGAUUGGCUAGUUUUUGUUCGUUUUUACUGUAUAUUUAUAGUAAUAAAAUCCUGCAGCAAUA